UAAAAGAAUAUCUCACUUGAGCCUUGCGUUAUGGCACACGCCGCGUCCCAGCUGAAGAAAAAAGCGGAUUUAGAACUUACAGCCGCAGAGGAAGAUAAGAAGAAAAAGACAAAAAAAAAAUCCCGGGAUCCAAAGAAAAAGACUGACAGCAAUGCCAGUUACCUGCGAGCAGCCCGGGCUGGAAACCUUGAGAAAGCCCUUGAUUACAUAAAGUCUGGCGUCGACAUCAACAUCUGCAACCAGAAUGGGUUGAACGCUCUUCAUUUAGCGUCUAAAGAAGGCCAUGUGGAGGUUGUGGCCGAGCUUAUAAAACUUGGUGCUUCCGUGGAUGCCGCAACAAAGAAAGGAAACACCGCUCUGCAUAUAGCAUCACUCGCCGGACAGGUGGAUGUUGUGAAGGAACUGGUGACUAAUGGAGCGAAUGUCAACGGCCAGUCUCAGAAUGGAUUCACACCACUCUACAUGGCUGCCCAGGAGAAUCAUCUAGAUGUGGUAAAAUUCCUCUUGGACAGUGGAUCAAGUCAGAGCAUUGCCACAGGGGACGGUUUUACUCCUCUGGCCGUAGCUCUCCAGCAGGGUCACGAUCAGGUGGUGUCUCUGCUCCUGGAGAAUGACACCAAGGGCAAGGUGCGGUUACCCGCCCUGCACAUCGCCGCCCGGAAGGAUGACACUAAAGCAGCGGCACUGCUACUGCAAAACGACCAUAAUGCAGACAUUGAAUCCAAGAUGAUGGUGAAUAGAACGACUGAGAGUGGCUUCACCCCUCUCCACAUAGCAGCUCACUAUGGCAACAUCAACGUAGCGACUCUGCUCCUGAACCGCGGGGCUGCAGUAGACUUCAAGGCGAGGAAUGACAUAACACCUCUCCAUGUGGCGUCAAAAAGAGGAAACAGCAACAUGGUCAGACUGUUGCUGGAGCGAGGGGCCCGAAUCGAUGCCAAAACCAAGGAUGGCCUGACACCUCUGCACUGUGGAGCAAGGAGUGGUCAUGAACAAGUUGUUGAGAUGUUGCUAGCUCGUGGAGCUCCGAUCCUUUCUAAGACGAAGAACGGUUUGUCUCCGCUGCACAUGGCCACACAGGGAGAUCACCUGAACUGUGUUAAGCUCUUGCUCCAUCAUGAAGUACCCGUGGACGACGUCACCAAUGAUUAUCUGACCGCGCUGCAUGUUGCUGCCCACUGUGGACAUUACAAAGUUGCCAAAGUCCUUGUAGACAAGAAGGCCAACCCCAAUGCCAAAGCUCUGAAUGGUUUUACACCGCUUCACAUCGCCUGCAAGAAGAACAGGAUUAAAGUGAUGGAGCUACUACUAAAAGAUGGAGCAUCCAUUCAGGCUGUAACUGAGUCUGGACUUACGCCGAUUCAUGUGGCUGCUUUUAUGGGCCAUGAAAACAUUGUGACUCAGUUGACAAAUCAUGGAGCAUCUCCUAACACGAUGAAUGUGAGGGGAGAGACGGCUCUCCACAUGGCUGCCAGGGCGGGACAAGCAAACGUGGUGAAGUUCCUGGUGGCAAACGGCGCAGAUGUGGACGCUAAAUCAAAGGAUGAUCAGACCCCGUUGCAUAUCUCAAGUCGUCUGGGAAAACCAGAUAUAGUCCAGCAGCUGCUGCAACAUGGAGCUUCACCUGACGCCAUCACUUCAUCCGGAUACACACCACUACACCUGGCUGCACGCGACGGCCACAAAGACGUGGCUUCCAUCCUGCUGGACAACAGAGCAUCUCUUAGCAUCACAACCAAGAAAGGAUUUACUCCUCUGCAUGUUGCAGCCAAGUAUGGGAAGAUUGAAGUUGCUAACUUGCUGUUACAGAAGCGAGCGCCACCUGAUGCAGCUGGAAAGAGUGGACUAACACCACUGCAUGUUGCUGCACACUACGAUAACCAGAAAGUGGCCCUUCUUCUGUUGGACCAGGGAGCGUCCCCACAUGCAGCUGCAAAGAAUGGUUACACACCACUGCACAUAGCUGCCAAGAAAAAUCAAAUGGAGAUAGCCACCACACUGCUGGAGUAUGGAGCUGAUACCAACGGCAUGACGCGCCAGGGCAUCAGCCCGCUUCACCUCGCAGCCCAGGAGGGCAACGUCGACAUGGUGACCCUCCUACUCGCCCGUGAAGCCACCAUCAAUCUGGGAAACAAGAGUGGACUGACCCCUCUUCACUUAGCGGCUCAAGAGGACAAAGUCAAUGUUUCCGAAGUGCUGGUUAAUCACGGCGCCACAGUGGACCCAGAGACUAAGAUGGGAUACACCCCCCUGCACGUGGCCUGUCACUAUGGCAAUGUGAAGAUGGUUCACUUCCUGUUAAAGAACCAGGCUAAUGUCAAUGCCAAAACUAAGAAUGGAUACACACCUCUUCAUCAGGCCGCUCAGCAAGGUCACACACACAUCAUUAAUCUUCUGCUGCAGCAUGGAGCUUCUCCAAAUGAACUUACAGUGAAUGGAAACACAGCCUUAGCUAUCGCCAGGCGUCUGGGUUACAUCUCUGUGGUCGACACACUCAAAGUUGUGACCGAGGAAACUCACACCACUACGACUGUGACGGAGAAACAUAAAAUGAACGUUCCAGAAACCAUGAACGAAAUUUUGGACAUGUCAGAUGAUGAAGGUGAGGAUGCAGUGACAGGAGACAUGGAUAAGUACCUGGGACCGCAGGACCUGCGGGAACUGGGAGACGACUCCCUGCCUCAAGAGGGAUAUGUGGGCUUCAGUGUCGGAGCCCGAACUGCGAGUCUGCGCUCCUUCAGUUCAGAUAGGUCCAAUACGCUCAACCGGAGCUCCUUCACCCGAGAUAGCAUGAUGAUCGAAGAGAUCCUGGCGCCGACCAAGGACACGCACCUGGCUUUAGCUAAAGAGUACAACACUGACUCGCUGAGACGCUACAGCUGGACGCCAGACACUAUAGAUAACGUUAACCUGGUGUCCAGCCCCAUCCAUUCAGGGUUUCUGGUGAGCUUCAUGGUGGACGCCCGCGGCGGUUCCAUGCGAGGAAGUCGCCACAACGGCAUGCGCAUCAUCAUCCCGCCCCGCAAAUGCACUGCACCCACUCGCAUCACGUGCCGCCUGGUGAAGAGACACAAGCUGGCAACUCUGCCACCCAUGGUGGAGGGCGAGGGGCUGGCGAGCAGGCUGGUGGAGGUGGGCCCCGCAGGGGCGCAGUUUUUGGGCCCUGUGAUUGUGGAGAUCCCUCACUUUGGGUCCAUGAGAGGAAAAGAGCGUGAGCUCAUCAUGCUCAGGAGUGAGACUGGAGAGACCUGGAAAGAGCAUCAUUAUGACUGCAAGACUGAAGACCUCAAUGAACUCCUCAAUGGCAUGGAUGAAGAGCUGGACAGCCCAGCCGAUCUGGAGCAGAAGCGCAUCUGCCGAAUCAUCACAAAGGACUUCCCACAGUACUUUGCCGUGGUGUCCCGGAUCAAACAGGAGAGUAAUCACAUGGGUCCAGAGGGAGGGGUUCUGUCCAGCAUGACGGUUCCUCUGGUCCAGGCCUCCUUCCCUGAGGGUGCACUCACCAAGAAGAUCAGAGUUGGACUGCAGGCCCAGCCUGUUCCAGAUGAGGCUGUGAAGAAGAUUGUAGGUAAUCGUGCAACCUUCAGCCCCAUAGUGACAGUGGAGCCCCGCAGGAGGAAGUUUCAUAAGCCCAUCACCAUGACCGUACCUGUGCCUCCACUCUCUGGAGAGGGUGUGGUCAAUGGAUACAAAGCAGACACCGCACCCAGCCUACGCCUCCUCUGCAGUAUAACUGGUGGCACAUCACCAGCUCAGUGGGAGGACAUCACUGGUACCACACCUCUCACUUUCAUGAAUGACUGUGUGUCCUUCACCACAAACGUAUCUGCCAGGUUUUGGCUUGCAGACUGCCAUCAGAUUCCAGAGACCGUAGGUCUGGCUACUCAGCUGUACAGGGAGCUCAUCUGUGUUCCCUACAUGGCCAAGUUUGUAGUGUUUGCCAAAACAAACGACCCUGUGGAGUCCAACCUGCGAUGCUUCUGUAUGACAGACGAUAAAGUGGACAAAACCCUAGAACAACAGGAGAAUUUUGAGGAGGUGGCCAGAAGCAAAGACAUUGAGGUACUGGAAGGUAAACCCAUCGAUGUGGACUGCUACGGCAAUUUGGUUCCUCUAACCAAAACUGGACAGCAGCUGGUUUUUAACUUCUACGCAUUCAAGGAAAACAGACUCCCAUUCUGUGUGAAGGUCAGAGAUAGCAGCCAAGAGCGCUGUGGCCGUCUGUCCUUCCUCAGAGAGGCCAAAACUUCCAAGGGUCUUGCUCAGACUGCUAUUUGUAACUUAAACAUCACACUGCCAGGACUGAAAAAGGAUAUGGAUUCAGAUCAUGAAGAAGAGACUGAAAAGCCAGAACGACGUCAUACCUUUGCAUCUCUAGCCUUACGUAAGCGCUACAGCUAUCUGACUGAGCCUGGAAUGAGCCCUCAAAGUCCCUGUGAAAGAACAGACCUUCGAAUGGCUAUUGUGGCAGAUCAUUUGGGCCUGAGUUGGACUGAGCUGGCCAGGGAAAUGGAAUUUUCGGUUGAUGAGAUAAAUCACAUCCGCAUGGAAAACCCGAACUCAUUGACUACUCAGAGUUUCAUGCUAUUAAAGAAAUGGGUCACCCGAGAUGGUAAAAAUGCUACAACGGAUGCCUUAACUGCUGUCCUCACUAAGAUCAAUCGGCUGGAUAUUGUGACAUUGCUGGAAGGGCCGAUAUUUGACUAUGGUAACAUUUCAGGCACGAGAUGUUUUGCAGAUGAUAGCGCAGUUUCCCAGGAGCAGGCUGAUGGUUACCACAACAUUGAUCUGGAGCUCAAGAGCCCUUCAGAGCUGACCUAUGAGCCCCCUACCCCUCUCCACCAGGAUGAUUUCUUUAGUGAGGACGGUAGGCUAAACUUCCCCACUAGUUCCCCUGUUAGACCCAGUGAACUGUCUUUGCCAACCACUAGUGGCCCAGUGUCUGCAGAUGCCAAGCCUCCAACCGUCAAGGCAGAGGACACCUGGAUCAGAGGCCAGGAGUCCGUUAGCCAAGAGGAUUGGUCAACUGAAGAUGAUUUUGGUGUCAGCCACGAAUCUGCAGCCUCCUCGAAACAACAUGAAGAUUUAGACGUCUUCCCAAGCAGCCCAGUGAGAGAGCAGAAGAAAGCCCAAGCUGAGCCUUCUGUUUGUGCCUCAGCCAGCGUUGUUCCUAGAGAGGGUGACAGGUCUGGUUUUGAAGAGGAAGAUGAUGAGAUGACUCAAGAGAAAAUCAAGUCUCUCUUGGAGUACAUUAAGUUAGAGGAAGGCUCAGAGGAUGAGGAGAUGACUGAAGAGAGGCUGCAAGAGAUCCUUUUACAAGUGCAGCAGGCAGAAAAAGACAUGUCUUCAAUUUCAGGUUUGCAGGGUGAGACGACCAAUGCAAAUGUAAAGACUGAAUCUUCAGGCCCAGGACUGGGUACUGAUGCCCAAGGGCAGAUAGAGACCAGCCAAGAGCCAAUGUCCUCAACCUCUGGAGUGCAAGCUGAGAAGCAAAAUGGGAAACAUCCAGAGCUCCAAGCUCAAGCUCUCUUGUCACCAGAUGCCAAUGAAUCUUCAAGCAAAACAAAGGACAAAGUGAGGAAAUACUCUGGACAAGACGAAGUAAGCAGCGAGGCUCAGGAUGACAGAGGAAUAGGACCAAACAACAAAGAGGAGGGCGUACCUGUUUCCGAACCUAAAUCCCAGCAGGGAGCUCGUAGAGAUAAUGAGUCCAGCUCUGAUGAGGAAGAGACUGUCACUACCAGAGUGUAUCGACGGAGGGUCAUUCUCAAGGGUGAUCAGGCCAAAAACAUUCCUGGUGAGACGGUGACAGAGGAGCAGUACACAGACGAGGAUGGAAACAUAGUCACCAGAAAAAUCAUCCGGAAAGUGGUGCGUCGCACAGCUGGUGUGGAUGAAAAAAGCAAGAGAAAGCGUGGGAAGCGCUCCCGGCAGGCCAAUAGGGCCGAGCAGGAGGAAGAGGGGGGCCCCGGGCCCCAAAGAGGGCAAACUGAGGCUGGAGAAGCAGGGAAGGGCAAAAAGAAGGAAGGAAGACAAAGGGAGAAAAAGGGUCAAUCGUAACAGUUGUGUGCUCUGUCUGAUUUGAAAUAGUUUCAAAAUUAUUUUCCUGGGAAGAAGAUCACUGGAAACCCGCAGGAGGUCAGAGGAUGAAGAUUGUGUGUCUGCAGCUUUCACAAAAACAAACGGUUUUCAGACAGAGGACUUUUGAUUUCGCAUGAGCAUGAAAAACUUGUUUCUGUCAAUAACACGGCAAUGCUAACAGUCGUCCCUGGGUGUCAAGAGGACAUUGUUGGUGCGAUGUUUUGAUUGAUUGGGAGAGCCCGAAAUAGGAAACUCCAUGGCUGUGUUCAAACACUUCCGUGACCAAAGAGGCCACAAAACACAUUGUUGAUUGACAGAAAUGGAGGAAUCACCUUCCGCACUCGCCUUACAUUUUUCUCCUCUUGGACCCAUAUUGUCGGGGUGUAUAAUGCUGUUUAAUGGAGCAAUUGUUGUACAUAAAUUACACUGUAUAAAUUCUAAAGUGGCUCACAGUAUUGUUAAUGUACUGCAAGAGAGUAGGAAUGAACUACAGAUUCUGAUUCAGACUUUAAGGGAAAGCUUCUGUGUAACUUCACAUGCACUUGUGUAAUUAUUAGCAGUUUGAAAAUUAAAAAAGAAAAAUAUAUAUAAUAAUUAGCUUGAUUUUAACAACAGACAUUUCUUUUAAACCUACCAUAUCAAUGGUCCGGAAUUUGGAGCUUCAGUUCUAUAUGAAGACUUCUUCAGAAUACUAACAUUUUCAUGCAUGUAAUUUACUUUAUUUUGAUUUUUCAAAAACUGCAUAACACAAAAGAGAAGGCAUGAUGUACUGUAUGUGUACACUCAUUGUGCUGCCAUUGGUCACUAUAGUUUUUUUUUUUUUUUUUAAAGAUAAUAGUAUCACAGCACCACUGGCACAAAUGUGAAGAUCACAUGGCUUUGGGAUCCCUAUGCAGUUACAGAUAUGCCUGAAAUCUGAACUUUCACCAAAAUGUGUCACGUCGACUGAUGCAGUUUUAACUGUUCGCUCUCAUAUUGGCUCUAAGAUGUAGAAGUCUUUUUGUCAGUCUAUCAUUUGUAAUAAUUCUAGCAGUGUAUUAGUGUACUUUUUAAGGCUGCUGUGGUUUUGGGGGGGAAUUUUAUUUUGGUUUUGGUGCAUUAUCGACUCAUGAGGAAUCACCCUCAAGCAUUCUUGAACGAUGCAUCUGGUAAAAAAAACAUAUGGGUGGAAAAACAACAUACACUGGAUGAUCAAAUUAAUUAUUUAAGCUUAUAAUAAAUUGUGUUCAAACCCUUAA
Messenger RNA from Xyrauchen texanus (razorback sucker), 7319 nucleotides. Its product is annotated as ankyrin-3-like. The transcript has 46 exons. Gene Ontology annotation, cellular component: T-tubule. Gene Ontology annotation, molecular function: protein binding. NCBI's taxonomy places the organism in Eukaryota, Metazoa, Chordata, Actinopteri, Cypriniformes, Catostomidae. Bases 31 to 6060 code for a protein of 2009 amino acids. Gene Ontology annotation, biological process: regulation of cardiac muscle contraction; protein localization to T-tubule; signal transduction. The record is from RefSeq and is a predicted model, not a curated record.